CAGGGGUCCGGCGCACAUCACGGGUCACUGUAUGCAUCUGAAAAAGUUCGAAAUUCAAACCCGUGAAUGAAAUAAAACUUAUCAUAUAUAUGAGCCGUCCACAGGCGCAUCGUUUUCUCAGGGAAGGUUUAGGAGAAUGAACGAGAGUCCAUCAGCAUCUUCGUCCAUGGCCAGGAGCUGUAAGCUUCCAGUUACUAGGCAUUUCUUCAAGGUUAUGAUGACUGGUUUCCGAUCCCAACUCUCUCUUCCUGUGGCUUUCUGCCGACAGCUGAGGGGGAAGAGAUUGGAUAAGGCAGUAGUGAGAAGUUCCCAGGGGUCAUGGCAUAUCAAAGUUGGUAAAUGCCGCAAAGGGUUGUUGUACUUUGAACAAGGCUGGGAAAAUUUUGUGAAGCACCAUGACCUCAAUCUUGGAGAUUUCGUGGUAUUCGAACAUAAGGGAGACAUGGUUUUCGAUGCCAUAGUGUUCGAUCCAAGCUCGUGUGAGAAAGAGCUUCCUGUUUCCAUCAAUUUCUCUGAGAAGAACGGGAAGAAGAAUUCAUCUGAUGAAGUUGAGAGCAGUUAUGACAAGACGGGGAAAGGGAAUUUCAAAGAGCAACGCCUGCUUGAAGAUGCUAAAUCCUACUCUCCGAAGGGUCCUCAUUUCAUAACAACCAUAACAACAACUAACGGAGCAGAUGAUGGAUCAUAUCUGGAUAUCCCUGCAGAAUUCGCAAGCUCAAAAAACAUUAUUCGAGCAUCCAUCGUGGUUCUCCGGAAUCCCUCGAGAAAAUUAUGGGCAGUGAAGCUUUGCAGUGUUGAUUCCGAAUGUGGGAGUAAGGCUGAGUCGAGACGUGUAUUAAUGGGAAAAGGAUGGCGUGACUUUUAUGUCGCCAAUAAGCUGAAGGAAGGAGACGUCUGCCUAUUUGAGCUCGAUCUCACCAGAAAAAGAUCUGAUGUUGUAGUGAUGGCCGUGCAUAUUUUUCCCUGGUGAACUGAGCAGUUCUUUGAUCGUUUUGUUGGGUCUUGUUGGCUAAAGAUGCUUUCUUUUUUCUGUUUUAGAGAUUCUUGAGCAUUUAUCUGCAGCUCUUCGUUUUUUUUUUUUGGGAAUAUUCUGCCAAAAAUUAGUUGGAAUCUAUUUAACAAAAUUUAAUUGAAUUUUAUUUAUUAUAUACU
Hevea brasiliensis (rubber tree) is the source of this 1152-nucleotide messenger RNA. RefSeq names its product putative B3 domain-containing protein Os03g0621600. Bases 137 to 970 code for a protein of 277 amino acids. The transcript has 4 exons. Gene Ontology annotation, molecular function: DNA binding. Lineage: Eukaryota; Viridiplantae; Streptophyta; Magnoliopsida; Malpighiales; Euphorbiaceae. The record is from RefSeq and is a predicted model, not a curated record.